Molecule: messenger RNA, 465 nt
Organism: Vigna unguiculata (cowpea)
Lineage: Eukaryota; Viridiplantae; Streptophyta; Magnoliopsida; Fabales; Fabaceae
Product: cytochrome c biogenesis CcmF N-terminal-like mitochondrial protein 2
Biological process (GO): heme transport; cytochrome complex assembly
Cellular component (GO): membrane
Molecular function (GO): heme transmembrane transporter activity
Source: RefSeq, a predicted model, not a curated record
AUGAACAGAAAGAUACCACUACUUCGCCUCUUUGUUGGAGCACCGACGCAAACACAGUGGUCGGGGUGGCUGGUGGUUUCGGGAUCCCGUAGAAAUGCUUCUUUUAUGCCUUGGGUAUUAGCCAUAGCUCGUAUUCAUUCCGUAAUUAUACCCCUUCUUCAUUCUUGGAUCUCGUUUCUAAAUAUUGUGACUCUUCCAUGUUGUGUCUCAGGAACCUUUUCAAUACGGUCCGGAUUGCUAGCUUCCGUUCAUAGUUUUACUACAGAUGAUACACGAGGAAUCUUUUUAUGGCGGUUCUUCCUUCUAAUGACCGGCAUAUCUAUGAUUCUUUUCUCCCGAAUGAAGUAGUAGGCAUCGGUCCGUAGAACUUAUAAAAAAGAGAUAGUUGUGGCGCGAAGUACUUUUGUGCACCUCCGUCACUUGGCUCGGGAGCAACCUUGCCCCGUUAUGUUAUGGAAGAAUUGA